AUGAAGGAUGAAGGGGCCGACUCAAGAACAGCCAGUAGUAGUGGAAGUGAUUGUCCAAAAGGCUUCAACUACGACGUGUUCUUGAGUUUUCGAGGUCCCGAUACUCGGGAUGGAUUUGCAGAUCGCCUCCACGAGUCCCUGACCUAUUCAGGGUUCCGGGGUUUUAUGGACGACAAAGAAAUCCGACAGGACGAGGAGAUUGGGUGGAAGAUUCUGCAAGCAAUAGAGGACUCCAAGAUCUGCAUACCCAUCUUUUCCACCAGAUAUGCUUCGAGUAGAUGGUGCCUCCGCGAGCUCGCACACAUGAUGGAGUGUGCAUAUUCAGAUUCUUCUGGAGGACCAACAGGGCAUGAGAUGCUUCCAAUAUUCUACAACGUGGAACCCUCGGAUCUUAAGCUCGAAACAAAACUGUACGGAGACGCUUUAAGAAAGCAUGAGAAGGAACAAGGCCGGCAUGUAGUGAAGCCUUGGAAGGAGGCUUUAAGAGAGGUUGCUAAAAUCAAAGGAUGGAAGGUUAAAGGCCAACGCCUCGGCAAAGUCAUUCAAGAUAUCAAGCAAGAGUUUUCUAGUAGGAUGAUAACACGAGAGAGAAAUGGUCAUGAUGAUUUGGUUGGAUUAACGGACAGAGUAGAAGACCUUAAGAAGUUGUUAGAUCCCACUUGUGCUGAUAUCCGAGUUGUCGUAAUUUACAGCAUGGGUCGCAUCGGAAAGACAACUCUUGCCAACGUAGUCUAUAAUGAACUCUCUCCUCUAUUUCAAGGUCGGUGCUUUCUUCGUGAUGUUCAAGAAUCAUCAUCCCAAUUCGAUGGCAUUGUAAAAUUGCAAAAGAAAUUACUGUGGGACCUUUUCAACCUCACACGUCCAAAGACCUUUGACAUAGACGAAGGAGUAAAUAUGAUAAAACAUAGACUACCUAACAAAAGAGUCUUGAUCGUUCUCGAUGAUGUGGAUGAUGGUGAUCAACUCAUGCAAUUGGCAGCAAAACCCGAUUGGUUUUGUCCAAGAAGUAGGAUCAUUAUUACGACCAGAGACACUAGUGUAAUACCUACAACCAAGGUGGAAGGGUUAGAAGAAAGUGUCUUAACGCAGCCCAUAAAGAUUUCCCCUUAUGAAAUGAAGGAGUUACAUUAUGAUCAUGCUCUACAACAUUUUAGCAAGCAUGCCUUUAGCACAGAUUCACAUUUGCGUGAUUUUGAAGAUCUUUCAAGAAAAGUUGUAGCUACAACCAGAGGACUCCCUUUGGCUCUAGAGGGAACUGAUAAUGUAGUAGCGCUUGCACUAUUGGGAUCUAGACACAACUUUAAUCAUGAAGACUUCGUAGAUCUUUCGAAAAUAAGGUUCCUUGAAUUGGACGGCGGAAACUUCACUGGAGAUUUUGAGAAUAUGUUUCCAAAGUUAAGAUGGCUUUGUUGGCGCCACUGCCCUUCAAAACUUCAGGCAAACAACUUUUUGCUGAAGAGCCUAGUUAUUCUCAAGCUUUCGAGUAAUAUUAUCAUAGACGAAUGGAGCAGAUGGGUCCAAAUCAUGAUGGGAAGUCAACUGAAGGUAUUAAAUCUCAAAGGUAGCAAAUUUCUAACUAGAACACCAGACUUCAUUGGAUGCUUGAAUUUAGAAAGAUUGAUUAUCAGAGAUUGUGAGAAUUUGAAUGAAAUUGAUGGCUCAAUUAGAAACUUGGAGCAAAUCAAGUGCUUGAAGAUCAAAUGGUGUCCUCAUCUAAAAGAUUUGCCCGAGGAAAUUGGUUGUCUAUCUUCCCUGAGAGAGCUCAUCUUAAUUCAGUGCCAAUAUGUUCGUAAUUUGCCACCUUGGGUUGGUAAUCUUAAAGUUCUGUCAAGGCUAGUGAUGGAAGGUCUAGGACUUGAUAGACUUCCUCAGGAAAUAUCAGAGCUAGUGGAUCUUAAGUACUUGUCUUUAAUGAAUUGCACAGGGCUAGAAGAGCUUCCAUUCACGAUAGGAAUGUUGAAAUCAUUGGCAGAGUUGGAUUUGUCCGGCACAUCGAUUGUAGCGGUAAAGAUUAACACUUGUGCCAUAAGAUUCAAACUGGAAAAGAACAUUGGAAGAUUCACCAGUUAUAUGAGUGCUCAAAGACCAGAAUCAUAUGCCGACAUUAUGAGCAAGGGGGAGCUUGGAUCUUCUUUGAGACUCUCCGAAUAUUCUAUUGACUUGCUUAUGAAGUGCGAGAUAAUUCAAACAGAGUACGAGGUUAAUCUCCACUAUUUGCCAAGUUGCAUCAGACAGAUCUCUGUCCCAACAAUAUUUCAUGCUCCAAAGACAAGACUUGCAUCACCAGAGAUUGUUCAUGAGGACGAUCCUCUUGGCAUGACGAUCAUUCUAUCACCCGACUCAUUUGGAGAAGUUGAAAAUCUGAUUCCCAGCCUUGCUUCCAUGUUGGACAGAAUGAGGGCAACGAGUUUUUAUUUUGUAGGCAACUUAAAAGUUCGUUGA
Messenger RNA from Eucalyptus grandis, 2442 nucleotides. RefSeq names its product disease resistance protein RUN1-like. The coding region runs from base 1 to 2442 and encodes 813 amino acids. NCBI's taxonomy places the organism in Eukaryota, Viridiplantae, Streptophyta, Magnoliopsida, Myrtales, Myrtaceae. The record is from RefSeq and is a predicted model, not a curated record. Gene Ontology annotation, molecular function: ADP binding. Gene Ontology annotation, biological process: defense response; signal transduction. The transcript is spliced from 4 exons.